CCAAAAGUGUUAUCAUAUCAUGAUUUAGAUAAAGAAUUGAAAGUGUUGGUAGAGCUAUUAGAACCUGAGACAAAAGAAAGGAAAAAAGUGUUAGCACUAAAGUGUCAACUGAAGGGAAGAAAAGUGUCUAGACAUAGAGCUUCUGCGAU
This is a messenger RNA of Scutellospora calospora, 149 nucleotides long. The record is from the annotation of a GenBank genome assembly. Lineage: Eukaryota; Fungi; Glomeromycota; Glomeromycetes; Diversisporales; Gigasporaceae.